GGGAUGGUCAAUAUUGUGCAUUCCAUACAAUGGCGAACGGGUUGGACACUACAAAACAACCUCUUACAUUUGCGCAAAGACAGGUUCUCCUAGCUCUACUUGUUCUUCAAGCUUCACGGACAUGCUCUUAUGUCUUCAUCUCUUUAAAUGCCGACAUAUACGGUAGAAGAAUCUUUCAGGUGUGCGAAGAGUCUCUCAGCUACUCCGCCGUGCCUGACAACCAAACUACCCGAUGGAAUAACGAAAUCACGGGCAAAGUGCUUCAACCCCCUGAAAACAUCAAGGUACAGCACGCAGAAGACUUGGAGCCGAAUAGUGAAAUCAACGUCGCAAAGGAAAUCCAAAGAGACGAGCAGGCCACGAUGAGGGAAACGUAUAGUGAAAUAAUGGCGUUAGAUGCGAAGACAAUCCAAGUUCAGCAAGAAACUAUUCUUUCCCAACAAAGUGUCAUUCGCUCUCAGCGAGACAUGAUCCGGCAGUUACAGGAUCUAAUAAUAGCACAGGAGGCACUAAUUCACGAUUGAGAAGAG
Messenger RNA from Aaosphaeria arxii CBS 175.79, 530 nucleotides. RefSeq lists its product as uncharacterized. NCBI's taxonomy places the organism in Eukaryota, Fungi, Ascomycota, Dothideomycetes, Pleosporales. The record is from RefSeq and is a predicted model, not a curated record. The transcript has 2 exons. The coding region runs from base 30 to 524 and encodes 164 amino acids.